Ctenopharyngodon idella (grass carp) is the source of this 3318-nucleotide messenger RNA. It is a transcript of the gene ftsj1, whose product is annotated as FtsJ RNA 2'-O-methyltransferase 1. Gene Ontology annotation, cellular component: cytoplasm. Bases 121 to 1092 code for a protein of 323 amino acids. NCBI's taxonomy places the organism in Eukaryota, Metazoa, Chordata, Actinopteri, Cypriniformes, Xenocyprididae. Gene Ontology annotation, biological process: tRNA methylation; cytoplasmic translation. The transcript has 16 exons. The record is from RefSeq and is a predicted model, not a curated record. Gene Ontology annotation, molecular function: tRNA methyltransferase activity.
UCAUCUCCAGUGGGUGUCGAUGUUGUUCUCUCCUGUUUAUCUGACUCCAAUAAUGUGAGGAGAAGAAGAAGAAUCGACACGUUUAUUGCGGCGAAAACAGAAUAAGUGAGUGAAGGUAAAAUGGGGCGUUCCUCCAAAGACAAACGAGAUAUAUACUACAGGCUGGCGAAGGAGGAGGGAUGGAGAGCGAGAAGUGCCUUCAAACUCCUGCAACUGGAUGAGGAGUUCAAUCUUUUUAAAGGUGUUAGUCGUGCUGUGGACCUGUGUGCCGCACCUGGGAGCUGGAGUCAAGUCCUGAGCCGCAAGCUCCGUGGAAAAGACAAGAGUGAAGAGGUCAAGAUAGUGGCAGUUGAUCUGCAAGCCAUGGCCCCUUUACCAGGUGUCACACAAAUUCAAGGAGACAUCACCAAGAUCUCUACAGCACAGGAGAUUAUUCAACAUUUUGAAGGACAGUCUGCGGACUUGGUUGUGUGUGACGGCGCCCCUGAUGUUACAGGGCUUCAUGAUGUAGAUGAAUACAUUCAGGCACAGCUCCUGUUGGCGGCUCUCAAUAUCACCACACAUGUUCUCAAACCAGGUGGCAACUUUGUUGCAAAAAUCUUCAGGGGAAAAGAUGUGACCCUGCUGUACUCCCAGCUCAAGAUCUUCUUCAGCUCUGUAACCUGUGCCAAACCACGCAGCAGCCGCAACUCUAGCAUAGAGGCAUUUGUGGUGUGUCAGAAUUACACUCCACCUGAGGGUUAUAUACCCAACAUGUCCAACCCUUUACUGGAUCACUCUUAUGAUGUCGACUUUAACCAGAUAGAGGGACCAAACCGAAUAAUAGUUCCUUUCCUUGCUUGUGGAGAUCUAAGUGCCUUUGAUUCAGACAGAACUUAUCCACUUCAGCUUGAUUCUAGUAAAGAGUAUCAGUAUUUACCACCUACCCAGCCUCCGAUUCGACCUCCCUACCAGCAAGCCUGUCAGCUCCGCAAGAAUAACCUGUUAGCCAAAGAGGACUCCCCCUCUGGCCCAAUUGACGAUGCUCUGUCUACUUUAGAUCUCAACACAAGUCCGGACACGAACACGGCCACAUCAGGAACCUCCGACUAAUGGACAUUACCGAUAUGUACAGCUUCUGUUUAAAUCUUUUCAUUGUUUUAACAUGAUUGACCAGCAUUUAUUUUUAGAGUUUUAACACUCUAAAUGUGCAAAACAACUGCUUGUCACUGGGACAUCUUUGCAUAUGACAUGCAGACAAAAAUAUAUUGUGCCCACAAAUUAAGAAUUCGUUCUCUCGUUUUAGUAAAUUGUGGCCAAGAUUUACUGAUUUGUUCCCUUGUUUUAGUUAAAUCGUGGCCACGAAUUAAGAAUUUGUUCCCACAACUUAAUUCAUUCCCUCGAUUUAGUAAAUCAUGGCCACAUUGUUCUAAUUUGUUCUUAUUCAUUUUGAUUAAACUAAAACAAAGGGAAUGAAUUAUUACAACGUGGCCACAAUUUAGUAAAAUGAGGGAAUUAAGUAUUAAAUCGUGCUCGCAAUUUAGUAAAAUGAGGGAACGAAUGAUUAAAUGUGCACACAAUUUACUGCUGACAUAUUGGUUUAUUUUACUACUCUACAAAUGAAUUACCAAUAUUUACCUUUUAAGGGGUAGAUUAGGGGUACAGUCCCAGUGACAAGCUGUUGGACCCAUAAAGGUACAUGUACCAUUUUUACUUCUUUUUUUUUUUUUUUUUAUCAUGUAAUUUACUUUUUAUGUAUUUAAUUGUUUCUGUGACUUUUAUUACACUCAAAAUUCAGAAAGAUUCUCCCUUGUGAAUGUUUCUUUGUAUGAGUUGCAGAAACUGCCUGAUUGAAUUUGAACUUUUUACUAUAGUUCUACAUGUUAAUAAAACACACACAACUAAAUCUAUCAUGACACAGAGUUUGUUUUUAUUUGUAGAUGCAGUGUUUCAAAGUAAGUUUAAAUCCAUUCAUUCCAUUUUUAGGGUUGUUAUGGCCCUAAAAGCAGUUUCAGAUUAUUAAAUUGGCCUGUAUAUGAAUAAAGAAUUUAUACAGAUCUUUUUUCUCUUUUGUCUUACAUUGACUAAAGCAACCCAUCUGCCAUCUGUUUCCUUUUUAUUCACUUGCUCAAUGGUCCAUGGCGUAAUACUGGACAGUUUCUUAUCUGUAGCAUUUGUCACUGCCUCCACAUAUAGCAUAAACAUUUUUUUUUUAAAAUUUUUUUAUUUGCAUUCUGCUGAGCCCAAUAAGGUCUGUUCUAAAUUAUGCUUUAAUAUAGUCAUAGUUAGUUAAGUAAUUUAAAUAUAAGUGGAAUUUCUAGAUGGUCAUAGAUAUGCUAGGAGAAAUCAGUCAUGUAGAGAACCUUCACAGUAAGCUGUAUGCAAAACUAGCAAUCGUACAUCCUGUUCAUCUGCUUUUAUUUUUAAAUGAUGGCAUUGACGUGUUAAAUAUUAUAUGAAGAUCUGAUAGUCUUAACCGGUGUUGCUAUAUCAGCUUGAACACAUGAAAUUAUGAUCCAGCUGUUAAACGUGUGUAUAUUUUUGAGUCUUACUGCCAAAUUAUCAAAUGCAGAUAUCUCUGUUAGUCUUGGAGCGAUGACUCUCAGUGGCUCGGCUGAACUGACAUGCUGUGAACGGGACCAGAAUAUAUCACAGUGCAUUUUCUAUGCUGGAUCAAGAAACAUUGGCCAUCGAAAUUCCUCUGACCAUUGCUGUAAGCUCACCGUCAGUAGAGAAGAACUGUUACAGGGGAAAGCUGGCGAGGAGCUCCGAACAACAAUUACCAUCUACUGUACAAGCAGACCUGACAACAUAAGCCAAAAUGUCACCAUUACAGUGUGGAGGCCAGCUGUUUUUCGCUUUGCUUUUCUGGUUAUACUGGGGACACUGACUCUCCUCUCUUUGCUGAUGGUCAUCGUAUUCAUAUGCAUUAUCUACAAGACCAAAAAUCAAGAGAAUAAACAAAACCAAAGUGCAAAUUCUGGUACAGUUGAAGUGCAGGAAGAGAAAACAGAGGUAGUAGAGGAUGAGCUAUUGUAUGCCACAGUGAAUCAUUCAGCUGCUGGUGAAAACUUUGCUCCUGCAGUGAAGUAUGAAUCAGGAACUGACUACGCCACAGUGGUCAUACACUGAAUAACCUGCAACACUGGAUGGAAAAGACUUUUCAUGGAUUUAAAUCACCAAAGAUAAAAGAAAAACUGCAUGUGCCUUGUUUUGAGCAAGUUUCCCACAACAUGAUUUUAGAUAGGCCUAUAAGAUGUAAAAUAAACUUGCAUGAAAGAAUAUUUUAGGAUGAAAUUACAAACAAUAAAGCCAUUACAGCUGCACUUUUUCCAGCAA